Plasmodium falciparum 3D7 is the source of this 5592-nucleotide messenger RNA. RefSeq names its product putative WD repeat-containing protein. Gene Ontology annotation, cellular component: cytoplasm. The record is from RefSeq and is a predicted model, not a curated record. Lineage: Eukaryota; Apicomplexa; Aconoidasida; Haemosporida; Plasmodiidae.
AUGCUUAGUAUAUAUAAAAGAAUUUGUUGUAAUAAUGCACUAAGAUCCAUAUGUAUUAUAAAUAAAUUUGUAAUAUGUGUUUCUUUCGGAAAUAUUAUAAAAAUAAUAAAUGUACGAAAUAUAAAUAUCUUAGCAGAUUUUGUAGUAUCUAGCAGUAGUCAUAUAUAUGGCUUUUGUUAUAAGAAAGAAAAUAAUAAAAAAUAUGGUAUAUUAAUAGCACAUGGUGUACAUAAAAUAUAUAUUUAUAAAUUAUAUAUUAAUUUAACAAAUGAAAAAUGCUUAUUAAAGUUAUUAAAAAAAUAUUGUACGAACAAAUGGAUUUUAAAAACAACUUUUUUUUUAAAAAAGGAAGAUGACAUGCUUUUUUCAAAUCCCAUGUCCUCUACUUAUGAGAGACAUAAAAAUGAAAAGACACAUAAUAUAGAUAAAAUAAAUAAUAUAGAAAAUAAAGAUUUACAAAAAAUUAAAAACAUUCUUAUCAUAUCAUUAAGUAACGGGAGUAUUUUAUUACUAGAUAUAUAUAAAGGUAUAAGCUCAUUAAAAUAUAAAUUUAUAGGUAUACAUUUAUUAUAUAGUUCUGAUAUAUUCAUAAAGCAUCAAAAAAAAUGUUACAACAUUUAUGUCGUAGGAGGUACUCCAUUUAAUAAAAUAUUAUUGUGGUCAUUUAAGAUUAAUAAAAAAGAUAUUACAAAAUAUUGGUGUGCUCAAACAAAUAAAAAUAAUAACAUAAAUAAUAAUAAAAUUAUUAUACCAAUAAAACAUUUCGAAGAAUUAUGUGGACAUAGAGGUAUCAUUUUUAAAGUUAAAUUUUUUAAAAGCACAAAAUAUAUCUGCUCAGUUUCUGAUGAUAGAGAAGGACGUGUAUGGUAUAGGAUGAAGAAUGAAGAAUAUAUUAAGAAAACAAAUAAAAGGAUAUUAGAAAAAAAAAAAAAUACAUAUCAAAUGAAUGAACCCUCUUUAUAUUAUUAUACAUGCAUAAAAAUAUUAACAGGUCAUAAUGCUAGAGUAUGGGAUAUAGAUAUGGGGAAGUUUAAAAAUAAAUUAUUUUUUUUUACAUGUAGUGAAGAUAGUAUGUGUAAUGUUUAUUCUAAAAAUCAAAACAAGUUUUUCAAAUAUUCAAAUAAUAGUUCUAGCACAAUCAGAUGUAUAUUAUAUCAUCAUUACAUGCAAUUAAUUAUAUCAGGCUCGGAUAAUGGCACCUUACACAUUAAACCCAUAACUUCUUUUUUUUUAGAAACACACAAGGAUUUAGACCAGGUAAAAAAAAAAAAAUAUAAACAUAAUAAUAAUAAUAAUAAUGAUGAUGAUAAUAAUAAUGAUGAUGAUAAUAAUAAUGAUGAUGAUAAUAAUAAUGAUGAUGAUAAUAAUAAUGAUGAUGAUAAUUAUAAUAAUUAUGAUAAUAAUAAUGAUGAUGAUAAUUAUAAUAAUUAUGAUAAUUGUGGAGAGGAUCACAUUUCACACCAACUUUGUAAUAACCAUAUAAUAAUUGAAGAUAAAAAAAAUGAUAAAAAUAGACUUCUUUAUAAUUCCGGUACAUCAAUAAAUAUGUAUGAAAAAAAUGUUAUAAAAAAAAAAACUUGUAUCGAUUCUAUAAAUAAUGGUGUACAAAAGAACGAUACGAUUAAUUUUUAUGUAGAUGAAUUAUGUAAAAUUAUGAAAAAGAAAAAUGAUUGGAUAAGAUCUGUAGAUCAUGUAAAUUUAUAUGAUGUAAUAGUUUGUACAAAUUUUGGAAGAAUAUACAUUUUAAAAACAAAAGAAAAAAAUAAAAAGUUAUAUUUAAUAUAUGAAGAAGAACGAGAGAAUUAUUUGUUGACAUGUUUAACUUUUUUUGGAACUCAAUGUAUAUGUUUAGGAUAUAGUAAUGGAUAUUGCUGUUUUGUUAUUUUAAAAGAGGAAUAUGAUAAUUAUACAAAUUGUAAAAAUGAAAAUAAUAUAAAAUAUAAUAAAGAAAUAGAAAAUAUAAAUAAAAAGCAGGAUAUUAUAUUUUAUGAAUCUCAAUUUAUAUCUGAUGAAAAGAAAAAUUUACAAUCAACAUAUUUCUCAUGUUUUAAUCAUCGCAUAAGUGAAAUGUUGUUAGUACCAUUAUCAUGUAUAAAUUAUUAUAAUAUCAUUGAUUCGCUUUCUACUAAUAAAAUGAUAAAAAAAAAUAUUGAUCACGUUUUGUAUUUACGUAUGCGUCAGAGUAAACAAAAUAAAGAAGAAAAUGUAACAAAAAAAAAUAAAAAAAAUAAUAAUAAUAAUAAUAAUAAUAAUAAAAAUAAUAAUAGUUAUAGUAGUCGUUGUAGUAGUCGUUGUAGUAGUCGUUGUAGUAGUAGUCGUUGUAGUAGUAGUAGUUUUUGUAGUAGUAGUAGUUUUUGUAGUAGUUUAUGUACAAACCAAAUGUUGUUACAAAAUAUGGAAAGAGAUUUAGAUUAUUCUUCCUAUUUUUAUCAAAUUAUAUAUAAUCAUAAUAUACCAAAUUUAAAUCAUAUAUCAUGCAAACUUUUAGAAAAAAAAGAAAAAUCAUAUUCAUGUACCCCAACCCUACCAGCUUUAUCAUUUGAUCUAAGUAUAAACACAUUUUUAUUGUUCAACUUUGAUCAUACGGGAAAUAUAAAAAUUUUUAAUAUCGAAGUUUAUAAAAAUGAAAAGGUAGAAAUCCAAAAAAUGUGCGAUACAAUGAUUGACGUAAAAAAUAAGAAAUCCAAAAUAAUAUGUGUUAAUUAUGUUUUAAGACAGAAAAGAAUAAAAAUAGAAAAGAAAAAAAAGAAUUUAAAAGAAAUAAAAAAUGUGUAUAUGGAUGAAGUACAACAUAAAAUAGGUAUUUUAUUAUUCGUAGGAGAUGAAUAUGGAUGUAUUUUUAUUCUUUAUAUUAAUAUACCUAUACAAAUAGAUGAAAAUAAUAAAAUUAUUUAUCAUUUUAAUAAAGCUUAUAUUAAAUCCAAAGAAAAAUUACGUGUUCAUAAUAAUAGAAAAGUGUUCGAUAUAAAAAUCAUUGAUCAAUGUAUAUAUUCAUGUGGCCAGAAUGGUAAUAUACUUAAAUAUGAAUUAUAUAAAGAUGAAAGAAAAAUAUAUUCUUUAUAUAAAUUAUGUUUAAUUAAAAUACCUUAUUAUUCUUCAUUAUAUAAAAUAUUGCCUACUAUGUAUGAUAUACCAAGCGAUGUACAUCAUACAAAGGUGUAUUCUAAUAGCUUAACAAAGAAAGAGGACCACAACAAUAGGCACAACAUCAACAAUAAUAAUGACAAUAAUAAUGAUAAUAAUGAUGAUAAUAAUAAUGAUAAUAAUAAUAAUGACAAUAAUAAUGAUAAUAAUAAUGACAAUAAUAAUGAUAAUAAUAAUGACAAUAAUAAUGAUAAUAAUAAUGACAAUAAUAAUGAUAAUAAUAAUGACAAUAAUAAUGAUAAUAAUAAUGACAAUAAUAAUGAUAAUAAUAAUUUUUAUUAUUAUUAUAAUGAGGCGUAUCAUAAAUUUUCUACCCUUACCAAGGAAGAUAAAAAAAAAAUGAAUAACAUACACGAUAAUAUAUUCAUUUGUUGUUUUAAAGAAAAAAAAUUUGUCCUAUACGAUAUGAAAAAAAAAACAGAAUAUUUAUCUGUUGAAUGUGGUGGCUUUAGAAGACCUUUAAGUGUAUUUAUGAAAAGUCUUUCGAAUAGUUCUUUAAGCUUUUCUUUAUGUUUCUGUAAAGAAAAGAACAUAUAUUUUUCUUUUAAAAAUAUUAAUAACAAAACAAAUAAUAUUAUACCAUAUGAACAAAUAUAUUACAAUUCUGAUUUUCAUGCAAAAAAUGUUUCUUUUCUUCUAUGGUUUGAUGAAAAUUAUUUUUGUACUUGUUCAGAGGAUGGGACCAUCAAAUUAAUGUACAUAAAUAAGAAGAAAAAUAUAAGGAACAGAGAACAUAUACAAAAAACAAAACAAAACAAAAAUGUAAAGGUCAAUAAUAUGAAGGAUAUAAAAAAUGAUAUAUUUAAUAACAAUAAUUAUAAUAUAUAUGACAAAAAGAAAAAAAUUAAUUAUUUGAAAUAUGAGUUAAGAAUUAUUCAAAAUAUAUAUAAUCAUACAGAACCUAUUUUUUAUAUGUCAUUUUUGAAAAGUCCAUUUUAUUUUUCUAGAAAAUUUAAAUUGUUUAUAUCAGUUGGUGCAAAAAAUUCGGCUAAUAUUUUUUAUGCAUUUGUUCAUAAUGAAAAUUCAAAUGGAUCAGGUACAUAUAAGGAGUAUACAAAUAAUUGUCCCAAUAAUAAUAAUAAAAAUAAUAAUAAUAAAAAUAAUAAAAAUAAUAUAUUAGGUAAUACUAUAAUGCUUAACAAUAUCGAUAAUUCAAAAAAGAAUGCACCUAUCAUUUAUCAUUUAGAAAAAUUGAGAACUCACCAAUUUUCUAGCGACUUAAGAUAUUUAUGUGUACAUGGUUUUUUUAAUAUUAUUUCCAAGGUAGAAUAUACAUAUGUUAUUCAAACGAACAUCUUUAUAGGUACAUCUAUAGGAUAUAUAUUUCAUUACACUGGGUUAUAUGAAUUCACUAUUUAUAAUAAAAUCAUCUUCUCAAAAAUUAUUAAACGUGCAACUAUUAUAUCUACAUAUAAUUUGAACAGCACAAUAUUGUCCUUGAGCUGGAAACAAAUAUGUAUCAAUAGAAAUUAUGACAAUAUAGAUGGUAAAAAUAUUUAUGAUAUAAAUAAUACAAAUGACAAUAAUAUUUAUGAUAAAAAUUAUACAAAUGACAAUAAUAUUUAUGAUAAAAAUAAUACAAAUGACAAUAAUAUUUAUGAUAAAAAUAAUACAAAUGACAAUAAUAUUUAUGAUAAAAAUAAUACAAAUGACAAUAAUAUUUAUGAUAAAAAUAAUACAAAUGACAAUAAUAUUUAUGAUAAAAAUAAUACAAAUGACAAUAAUAUUUAUGAUAAAAAUAAUACAAAUGACAAUAAUAUUUAUGAUAAAAACAAUAUUAUGUCGUUAAAGAAUUAUGAUAUGCCCCCAAAAGAACAAUAUAUAACAAAUGAUAACAUAUUUAUAACGAAAGAUCAAUAUAAAACAAAUUUCACAAAAUAUGAACUAGUAAAUAUAUUAUUUUGUGGAUUAAAUAAUGGUAUGAUAAUUAUUUAUCAGCUUGAUAAAAAAUUGAAAUUAUUAAAAAAAAUUCAUAUUCAUCAAAAUGGUAUAAAUAAAAUAUGUGUUAAAAAAAAACAAAAAGACUACUUACAAAUAUAUACAUGCUCAGAUGAUCAAUCUAUAAAUAUAUUAAUUUUUAAAAUGAUAUAUAUACAAAAUAAUAAAUUAAAAAAACUUAUCAUAAUACAAAAUACAAAAUGUACACAUGCACAUUUAUCAUCCAUUAGAUCUUUAUAUAUGUUUUCUAAUUACCUUUUAAGUGUAUCAUGGGAUCAAUAUAUACAUAUUUGGAAAAUACAAAAAAAUGAAAAAAAAAUUUAUUUUUUAAACAAAAUUAGACAAAUUAAAACAUCCGUGUAUGAUGUCUCUUGUAUAAAUUCUUUUGUAAGAAAAAAAUAUAAAAACAUACAAAACAAUCAAAAUAAUAGUAUUAAAUAUAAAGUUUAUUUAUGUGUGUCAGGAAUUAAUGGUAGUAUGGAAGUAUUCCAUCUCAAAUUUGUUCCAUAA